Messenger RNA from Pleurotus ostreatus (oyster mushroom), 2640 nucleotides. RefSeq lists its product as uncharacterized. The coding region runs from base 1 to 2640 and encodes 879 amino acids. NCBI's taxonomy places the organism in Eukaryota, Fungi, Basidiomycota, Agaricomycetes, Agaricales, Pleurotaceae. The record is from RefSeq and is a predicted model, not a curated record. The transcript is spliced from 5 exons.
AUGGACUCCUCUACCAUGGACGUCGAUGAAACUAUCAUGGCAGCGCUUGAUACGCCCACAUACGACGACGAUAACGACCCUUUGGUACGCUACAAUGCUGAAAUCAACAGCAAGAUACUUGUAGCCCUUUGCCUCUGGGAGGGUGUCCUCACACUCCCCUGGGAGGUUCGGAGUCGCAUCGCAGGAACGGUGCUUCGUAUCAUAUUCGAUGUAGUUUCAGGAUACCCGGGCUCCUUGAUCUCCCCAUCCCUCCUUUCCGACUUCGAAAUGCAAAUGAUACCUGAGCGGUUCCGCCCUAUACUCGUUCAAACGCUGUAUGAAGCCUGGCAGGCUAGGGAUUUCAAAAGACUUCGAAAUUUGGAGUUUCUACGUGAACCGGAGGUCCCAGCAACUCCAGACAAACGCGAAACUCUCCUACACGAAUCUUUCAACUUGCCAUAUAUCGGAAAUGUCCCCGAGCAUCUUCUCUCCGUCAUAGACUCAAUGAGGAACAAUGAGCAGUCCUAUGCUCCUAUUCUGCCCAUGAUUCAAUCAUCCGGCAUGGGGAAGACAAGGGCGCUUUACGAGAUCGGCAAGAAACGGAUCGUAAUCCACUGCUGCUUUAGAGAGAAUGACUCUAGUGUCUUUAUGUCUUAUCCUCCUCCUGAUGUCGCCUUGCGCGACUACCUAUUGAAAGCACCGAGUCCACAGGACAAUGAGGGUUCUUGCAAAGCGUAUAUUCAAGCAAUAUUUUACGCCCUUUUUAAAUCUGUCCUAGCGGUGAUCGAUCUGGUCAAGAGAGAUAAUGACAUCAGCCAUAGAGAUGUUAUGCGUUACUUUCGGCGCUCUGGUUCUUCCAACAACUCUCCCGUUCCCCUCGGAGACACUCAGGACAUCACUCAGACAGCGUACCUUGCCAUCCAGAACCACUUCAAAAUUUUGUUCGAUACUCCUCAUGAACGACGUGCCUUCUACGACCACGUCAUUUUCAAAAUCCUCGAUAUGCCUUUGCCCAACACGAAUCAGCUGACUGAGACUGCUCGCGAAAUGUUUGAAGCUGUCGAGCUACAUAAGGAUCAUUUCCCCGUUAUUUUGGCACUUGACGAAGUCCAUGUUUUGUUCAACGACAAAAGGGGUUCGACCCAACACUCAAUCUACUCGCGUUUGAAGUCCGUCCUAGCUGAUCUUGGCCAACGCAUCGGCACAGUGGUGCUUUCGACAGCCACCUUCAUCCCCCUCGUUGCACCAUCAAAGGAGAUUGCACCAUCCGCUCGAGAACGGGCUGGUGACCUUUUUCUUCCGGCGCCCUACACAGAGUUGUCAUUUGAUGUGCACUGUCGCUCGCACCCCCUGUCCAAAAAUCUCUCCUUGAAUGACAUCGGUACACUGAAGCAAGUCUCAAUAUUCGGGCGCCCUCUUUGGCAAAGUAUGGUCAAUUCUCAUUUCAGCAUGGAGCUACCUGGCGAGGCCGUGCAAUUGAUCCUCAACACAGUGAUCAGUAAAUUGACUGGACAGCAGUUCAAUACAUCGCUCCCGGAUGGAAUGAAUGCGCCUGCACUUGCCGUCCUCUGCACCCGAAUAUUGCUUGAUCUCUCCCCGGGUAUUUCUACCGCGCAGAAUUUCGUAUUGGAACUCAUCCGCUCUCAUCUCCGCGUCGUCUACUCUAUACAGGAGGACCGUGAAGUAAUCAUCUCAGGCUCGUCUUCCGAACCCCUCGUCGCAGAGGCUGCUGCAAUCGUUAUGAACUCAGACCGGUCGGCCAGCAAGCCCAUGGCGGUCUGGCGCAUCCUGGCUCAAUAUGUUACCCAAGGGUUGAUGGGGCAGGGCGAUGCUGGAGAGUUACUUGGUCGCACAAUUAGUAUCAUGGCCAUGGAUCGGGCGAUCUCUAGUUGUCCAACAUGGGCAGAAUUGAAGUAUCAGACGCCCAUCGAGGUCAACAAGUACUUCCACGCUCUCCUUACGCACGAACAAUGGGAGGCACUGAGAAUUUCUGUUCCUGCCAACUUUUCGAUGCUCGGACAAGCAGACAGUGCCCGGUCGUUUGAGGACGCAUUCCGAGGCGCCUACGUCCACUUUUCUCAUUACUCCAGGGCGAGGGAUAGCUCUCCGCUGAAUAUCAACUACCUAUGGGCCUUGUGGAUUCGCGGCGUUGCCAUUCAAUGUCACCCCACACAGGAGUUCACCGACCGGGUUCUUCCAAUCUACUUCUCAUCGCGAGGCACGAUCCAGCCUGCCUCGAUGUCGUGUAUCCUGGAACAAGACAAGACCAGCCCAAAGCUCACCCCUUCAAGCGUUGCAACGCAGUCUGCCCAGGAGCUGAAAAUCUUCAACGGCGGGACACAGCUGCCUUACAUUACCGUCCUUAACUGCUAUGCCGGCUCAUCACUCGCGGGUCAACCGCCGAGGUAUCCACAGCCCCGUGCUACGAGACACCCAAACCAAAAUGAGGAGGCCCCUCGUUAUGAAAUCGUUUUACAUUCCUUGGAUGCGUAUAUAGGCCUGGGUGCUCAUAAUGAAAGCAUUUCCGCGAUGAUCAACGGUUCCACAUCGUCCCUCUUCGAACAUCAUCCCCGCAAAACACCAACGGCUCUCUCUCUGUUGCAUGCUUUGCAGCCGUACCUAGACGACGAUCCCUCGACCACCCAAUGGUUCGGGCACUAA